This is a messenger RNA of Phaethon lepturus (White-tailed tropicbird), 808 nucleotides long. It is a transcript of the gene DDX23, whose product is annotated as DEAD (Asp-Glu-Ala-Asp) box polypeptide 23. The transcript has 5 exons. NCBI's taxonomy places the organism in Eukaryota, Metazoa, Chordata, Aves, Phaethontiformes, Phaethontidae. The record is from RefSeq and is a predicted model, not a curated record. Gene Ontology annotation, molecular function: RNA binding; ATP binding. The annotation marks the transcript as partial. Gene Ontology annotation, cellular component: catalytic step 2 spliceosome. Gene Ontology annotation, biological process: mRNA splicing, via spliceosome.
CGAGAGCGGGCUCAGCAGAUUGAGGAGGAAACCAUCAAGUUUGGGAAGCCUCUGGGCAUCCGCACGGUGGCCGUGAUCGGAGGCAUCUCCCGCGAGGACCAAGGCUUCCGCCUUCGCAUGGGCUGCGAGAUUGUCAUCGCCACACCAGGGCGUCUCAUCGACGUGCUGGAGAACCGGUACCUGGUGUUGAGCCGCUGCACCUACGUGGUGCUGGACGAGGCGGAUCGCAUGAUCGACAUGGGCUUCGAGCCCGACGUGCAGAAGAUCCUGGAGCACAUGCCUGUCACCAACCAAAAACCCGACACUGAUGAGGCCGAGGACCCCGAGAAGAUGUUGGCCAACUUUGAGUCAGGGAAGCACAAGUACAGACAGACUGUCAUGUUCACGGCCACCAUGCCGCCAGCAGUGGAGCGCCUGGCCCGCAGCUACCUCCGUCGUCCGGCCGUGGUCUACAUCGGCUCUGCCGGCAAACCCCACGAGCGGGUGGAGCAGAAGGUCUUCCUCAUGUCAGAGUCGGAGAAGAGGAAGAAGCUGUUGGCCAUCCUGGAGCAGGGCUUCGACCCGCCCAUCAUCAUCUUCGUCAACCAGAAAAAGGGCUGCGACGUGCUGGCGAAGUCCCUGGAGAAGAUGGGGUACAACGCCUGCACCCUGCACGGCGGCAAAGGCCAGGAGCAGCGAGAGUUUGCCCUCUCCAACCUGAAGGCCGGGGCCAAGGACAUCCUGGUGGCCACGGACGUGGCCGGACGCGGUAUCGACAUCCACGACGUCUCCAUGGUCGUCAACUACGACAUGGCCAAGAACAUCGAGG